CAUGCCUUUCCUCUUACCUAAUAGACGCCACUGCCAAAGACUAAAAAACCAAAAGAUUUCCCUACUCCUCUUUUUCUGGUUACUAAGUUGUUGACAUUUUAUCUGCACGAAUUUUGAUAUACGUCAAAUGGCUCAUCCUGAACAACCCCACCACAGACGUGACUCGCUAAACAUAUUUAAUAGAGUUCUGUCAAAGUACAGUGCUGAUUAUGGCCCUGUUGGUGCUGUAUAGACGAUCUUUGCAGGCAGCAGUUUGCUAGAGGAAGCGCGGCUGUCACUGAGUUCUACCCAUCUGGCUUUGCAAGCGUGGUUAUGAGAUGGGUGUGGUAGAAAACCAACCUUGGGACUGACAGUCAGAGACCAACUGUACUCACGCCUACGUCCAACAGACAGAAUAAAGAACAGAAGAACAAGAUAUUCGGGUGCAAUGCACAUAUAAAACAGAUUGCUUAUCCCUGCCUCGGCUUCAAGAGGCUGAAAGCUGGCUCCCAAAAACAGGUCGUUGAUACUGCUGUGUGACCUGAACAAUGAGCCUGGUGCAGCUGCUGAAAUGCCACUUCUUGAUCCACCUGAUCAUCUGCUACGUGUUCCUGGUCAGCGGCCUCAUCGUCAACCUGCUCCAGCUAUGCACUUUACCUCUUUGGCUGGUCAACAAACAGCUGGCCCGCAAGGUCAACUGCAGGUUGGCCUACUGCAUCAGCAGCCAGAUGGUAGCUGCAUUGGAGUGGUGGUCAGGGACUGAAUGCACGCUUUACACAGACCCAAAGAGUGUCCCUCUGUACGGAAAGGAAAAUGCAAUUGUGAUUCUCAACCACAGUUUUGAGAUAGAUUUCCUGUGUGGCUGGACCUUCUGUGAGAGAUUUGGUGUUCUUGGGAGUUCCAAAGUUCUUGCCAAAAAGGAGUUGGCUUACGUUCCAAUUAUUGGUUGGAUGUGGUAUUUCCUGGAGGUCGUUUUCUGCAAGAGGAAAUGGGAAGAGGACAGAAAGACGGUGACCCUGAGUCUUCAGAACUUAAGGGAUUACCCUGAAAACUAUUGGUUUUUGCUGCACUGUGAAGGAACACGCUUCACACCGAAGAAGCAUCAAAUCAGCAUGCAGGUGGCAGAGAGCAAAGGUUUGCCCAAACUGAAGUAUCAUCUUUUACCAAGAACCAAAGGCUUCUGGAUGACUGUUCAAAACCUCAGAGGAACUGUCGCAGCUGUGUACGACUCCACGCUUAACUUCAGAAACAAUGAAACACCAACCCUGCUGGGAAUACUUAACGGGAAGAAAUACCAUGCAGACUUAUAUGUAAGGAGAAUCCCACUGGAUCUGAUCCCGGAAGAUGAAGCUGAGUGUGCUGCUUGGCUCCACAAACUCUACCAAGAAAAGGACAGUUUUCAAGAGGGCUACAUGCAGACAGGGCGGUUCCCCGGUCCCACAGUGAGCCCUCCACGUCGCCCCUGGUCAUUGAUCAACUGGAUGUUCUGGUCUUGCCUUACCUGCUACCCACUGGGCCUGCUCCUCCUGCAGCUCAUGUCCUCAGGAUCAGUCACAACCAUCUUGGUUUCAGUGGCUCUAUGCACUGCAGGUUGGUCUCAUGCAUUCAAAGAAAUCCUCGGCGAUGUCGCCCCGCUUUUAAGGGUUUCACGGACCAUCCUUGCAUUUAACCCGCUCCUCUUUGUUUCAUAAAGCAGCAGAUUUGACAUCUUGUAAUGUAAGUUACAUUUCCUUUUAAAAUAGUCACUCUCAGUGUUGACAGCAAUCAGGCAUAAAUACAUUUUAGCAUUUGCAUACAGUGGAACCAAUAAAGUUGACAAACGGUCAUACAGUUUGCCUUAAAAUUUUGGGGAAAGUACGCAUAAAAAGACUGCAAAAUGUUACAGCAAGACCAUACAAGGCGUCAAAUAAUUAGCUUUUCUUUUACUUAUUAAAGAAGGCGUAAUUAGAGGAAGAAUAUACCCUGAAAGUGAUGUGAAGUAAUCUCACGUUCAAAGUAAUAAGACUCCAGAGGUCUUUUUCCGAAGGCGUCCCAAUACUUGAGUACAGCAUCACUGUAUGCAUGCUGUAUUCUUAUUACUCUGUAAUCAACCACCUGUUAAUUCGGAUAUACAAUUUGCUACAUUUAAGUGUGCUGAAAAAUACACUGAAAAGAAGUAGAUUUACCUUAAAUUACGUGAUGUCUUUCAAUGGAACCCCCUCAUUGCUCAUAAAAACACGGUUUAAGGUACGAUUCAAAUAUGCUGCGACUAUUAAAGAAAGUAGUGUUAGACAAAUAGAUUUUUAGACUUGUGUGGUAGCUUUUAGCUUGAUUGACUUGAUUGAUUGAUUUAAUGAAUUUAAAAGUGAUCAGUCUGACUAAAAAUUUUAAUUAUUUGACAGCCCUAAUGUUUUUACAUUUGAAUUAUUUUGAACAAUUUUCGUUUUACGCUUGUGUGACAGUUAUAAAUGUUCAUAUGUUACUUAAAACAUGUCCUCGACAGUUAACAGCAGUUCUUCGUCACACUUUGACACUGGAACUGGUAUAUUCUAUUUCCAUGAUUUGGUAGGGGAAAAAUAGUUUCGUAAUCCAAACAAAUGAGUGAUAGACCCGCACAACAGAUUGUGUUUGACUUUUUGAGGUUCCACUGUAGUUUGCCCUCAGAUUUAAAGGAGGGGUUCUACCAGCAUGUGUUAAUGAAGAGCAUGUUCUAGUUUCCUCAAUACACAAGUUAUGGCGUUAAAUGGCGAUUCCAGAGAUGACAAUAUUUGAACUUUGAGACUUCAGCUACAUGAGUAACUGGACUUUUUAAAGGGGUAGUUGUGGAUGAUUUAAAUUUUUUUUAAAAAGAGAGAUUUACUUUGGAAGCAUCUCUGUGAAACGCUCCAGUAGUAAAAAAUACAAUGAAUGAAAACAUGAAAACAUACAAUGAAUGUUUUCUUUGCAGCUUCAGUAGGAGUUCGUUGGAUGAUUGGCCAGACUGAGAUCAACAGAGCUUCAAACUAUGGUGAAAGCAAGGUGACGCGUCAAAACAACAACUAAGGAAGCCACAAGUGCUUGGAGAUGCGUCUUUGCAAAGCUGCUAGGUCCCAGCUUUGUGACUGCUCUGUUGCUGCUGCUGCUGCUGCAACAUGUGGAGACAUGUGCAAAAGCACAAUGCAGGCAGUGUGCUCUCCAGAAUCAAGUGGGCCGUGCUUGGAAGAGGGUUAAAAGCUUGGAAAAAUAUUCUCCCAUUUGCGCAAGCAGACUCCAAAUAUGACUUUUAAACGGAAGUCACACAAAACACAUUUUAUACAACAUACUAAUACUGUUUGCACUCACUUUUUAUUGUUGAUGCUGUUUCUUUUUAAUCAUUUUGUUCAUGGAAAAUAAAUACGAUACAUGUAUGUACUUUAGACAAAGUCAAUAUUUGUACUUUGUAUUGAAUUCCAGCACAUUUUCUGUAAUGCAGCCAAUAAACACUUCUUUUUUUUUUAAAUAGCUUUUGAAGAGCUUUGUUGGCUUCCAUUCUUAUGUGAAAUCUACUGUAUACCAGAAAGAUGAUUUAAUAGUGUGGGUAGGGUCAAAGAAACCAUUAUAGUAAUAUUUUAUUUUUCUCCAACUGCAGGGUAUCAUGUUUACCUCAUAAUUGGUAACUAAAAUUGAAAGACAAAAGAAAGAGAAAAGAAUUUGAUCCCUGUUGGGUGAAGAAACAUACCUUGCCUGCAUCUGAUAACACCAUGAGUGCAGCAGACCUCAUCACCAAAUGAACACAAAUCUAGAGUGUUUGAGUCUAACAAACACAAUUUAUUUCAUGAUCCAGGUAAAUUAUCACAAUAUAGGUAUACUGGUAUCACAAUAUGUUCUCCCCGUGCGUGCGUGGGUUUUCUCCGGGUAUUCCGGUUUCCUCCCACAUUCCAAAAACAUGCAUGUUAGGUUAAUUGGCGACUCUAAAUUGUCCA
Messenger RNA from Dunckerocampus dactyliophorus (ringed pipefish), 3899 nucleotides. RefSeq names its product 1-acylglycerol-3-phosphate O-acyltransferase 4 (lysophosphatidic acid acyltransferase, delta) (gene agpat4). NCBI's taxonomy places the organism in Eukaryota, Metazoa, Chordata, Actinopteri, Syngnathiformes, Syngnathidae. The coding region runs from base 528 to 1670 and encodes 380 amino acids. The transcript is spliced from 8 exons. The record is from RefSeq and is a predicted model, not a curated record. Gene Ontology annotation, cellular component: endomembrane system; mitochondrial outer membrane. Gene Ontology annotation, molecular function: 1-acylglycerol-3-phosphate O-acyltransferase activity.